GUGUUCUGAAUUACUUGCAAAUUCACUUAAGUCCAAAGCUCCAGAGGAUGCAUUGCCAGCAAAAAAAGUAAAGAGACCUAAGAGAGGAGAAGCCAACCACAUACCUGACAUUCCAACUGGAGAGACCCCAGACAAGUUGGAAAACGAGAGACUGUUACUUCUAAGUGAGGUGAUGAAACGAAACAACCGUGCACUGAUAAAGGACAAAAUGGCCAAGACUUUUUCACUGCGGAGACAUGAAAUUGUGGAGAAGGAAUUAGGAGUGGAGGACUUAAAAGUCAGAUGGCCCGCAUUGUUCUCAAUGGAUGAGAUCAAUGCUGAAUUCAUGAGGAUUACAACUGUUCCCCUUCAACCGCGGUUCCUGGCUUCCUUGGACAAGCACCACAGCAAGAUGAUUGAUAUCAUCAGAAACAAGGGAGGAGCUGUCAGAGAGAAGACCCGGAACAUACUGAGACUUUUGGAUCAGAGUCUUGAGGUAAAUGUAAAGAGAGAGUGCCUGCUGAAGUCUCUUAUUGUGUACCUUGGGGAGGAUGUGGACAAACUUAUCAAGGAGUAUCUGGUUGCUCAGAAGGACCAAGCUGAAACGGAGCUCGAGAGGUGUACAAUGGCAGUGUUUGUUAUAAGGGAGGAGGAGGAUCCUCUCCAGCCACCACAGGAUGUUGGGGUUGUAAUAGAAGGCGUGGAAGUCCUUAACAAGCUGCCAUCAGUUACACAUGCAUGGGCCAUGUUAUUUGGCCUCAUCUACGCUCUAAACUUGAGCUAUCCAGGUGAGCUCAAAUACACUUUUGAUGCGCUGCAGAAAAUCUUCAUGGAGAUUGAACCAAAGACAAUGAGUGUCAAGCUCUAAAGAAUGGAUUAUUCGAAGAAACAGACAUUUGGAUACAGCAUGUUUUUGUUCUGUGUUCUAGCUUGUAUUCACAAACCUUGCAGGAGAAUGAAAGGGGUCAUUGUUAAAUGUAAAUAAGAGACACAUACUUCAUUUACAGAAUUUUUCUCAUUUUUUUGUGGAAACCCAUGUCUGGUAACAUAACACUGUCAGUGUGGUUCUGGUGGAGUUGUCAAGUUAAAAAAAAAGAAUAGAAGUUCAACAAAUUGAGAAAUUAAGAAUUUGUUCUGUAAACGGUGAAGGAAAAAGUAGACUUGCAUGGAAAACAUCACUUUGUGUGGUGAAUGUUAAUUUCUAAAAUGUCUUCUGGUACAAAAGACAAAAGGAUUGCAAUCUGUUUUCAAGUGUCAGAAGCCUAGUGGGGUUUUAGAGAAUAGUAAAAGCUAAUGUGGACCGUGGUAAUAUACAGCAAUUAUGAGAACAUGACUGCUGCUGUUCAUAGUUUGCACCACCAGCAGUUGAACUGUAUUUU
This is a messenger RNA of Sander lucioperca (pikeperch), 1358 nucleotides long. RefSeq lists its product as uncharacterized. NCBI's taxonomy places the organism in Eukaryota, Metazoa, Chordata, Actinopteri, Perciformes, Percidae. The record is from RefSeq and is a predicted model, not a curated record. The transcript has 4 exons. Bases 173 to 847 code for a protein of 224 amino acids.